AUUGUGAAUUCGGUCAAGGAAAAUUACUAAAAAUCCACCCAAAAAAAGAGGGGAAAGUCGAACUAACUACGUGAAAUCCCAAUACAAAACAAAUAACCGUUUACAAAGGACCUUAUUGAUCAGUCGACAGAGGAAGAAGAAGAGUAGACGAAUUAGGGUUUAUGAAGUAACCAAUUCAUUCAUACAUCCAUCCAUUAAUGGCGUGCGUUUAUAUUCCGGUGCAGGGCUCUGAGGAAGAAGUUCGAGUUUCUCUCGAUCAGUUACCUCGUGAUGCUACUGACAUUCUCGACAUCCUUAAAGCCGAACAAGCUCCUCUCGACCUCUGGCUAAUCAUUGCGAGAGAGUACUUUAAACAAGGGAAGAUUGAACAGUUUCGCCAAAUUUUGGAGGAAGGUUCUAGUCCAGAAAUCAAUGAAUACUAUGCAGAAGUGAGAUACGAAAGGAUUGCUAUAUUAAAUGCAUUGGGCGCUUAUUACAGUUACCUUGGAAAAAUCGAAACAAAUCCUAAGGAAAAGGACAACCAUUUUACUUCAGCAACACAAUACUACAAUAAGGCAUCGAGAAUUGACAUGCAUGAAUCGUCUACUUGGGUGGGCAAAGGUCAGCUUUUACUUGCUAAGGGUGAUGUAGAGCAGGCAUUUAAUACAUUCAAAAUUGUACUUGAUGGUGAUCCCGAUAAUGUACCUGCUCUUCUUGGACAGGCAUCUGUGCAGUUCAAUCGUGGACGUUAUUCUGAGUCCUUGGAAUUGUACAAGAGAGCUUUGAGAGUGUACCCUGAUUGUCCUGGAGCGGUCAGACUAGGCAUAGGGCUAUGUCGCUACAAGUUGGGUCAGUUUGAAAAGGCCCGUCAAGCUUUUGAACGUGUAAUGCAGUUGGAUCCAGAAAAUGUUGAAGCUCUUGUGGCUCUUGGGGUUUUGGAUUUGCAUGCAAAUGAUGCUGUUGGGAUCCGAAGGGGGAUGGAAAGGAUGCUGCUUGCAUUUGAAAUUUAUCCAUACAAUGCCUUGUCAUUGAAUUAUCUGGCGAAUCACUUCUUUUUCACGGGUCAACAUUUUUUAGUUGAGCAGUUGACAGAAACGGCCUUGGCUGUUACAAAUCAUGGACCAACUAAGGCUCAUUCGUACUAUAAUUUGGCUCGGUCUUAUCAUAGCAAGGGGGAUUAUGAAAAGGCUGGACGGUAUUAUAUGGCCUCUGUUAAAGAGAGCAGCAAGCCUCAGGAAUUUGUGUUACCAUUCUAUGGUUUGGGCCAAGUACAACUCAAAUUGGGAGACUACAGAAGUGCCCUUUCUAGCUUUGAAAAGGUUUUGGAGGUAUAUCCUGAGAACUGCGAAACACUAAAGGCUCUUGGUCAUAUUUAUGCUAUACUUCAACAUACAGACAAGGCUUUGGAAGUUUUGAGGAAAGUUACUAGAAUUGAGCCACGCGAUGCUCAGGCAUUUUUGGACCUGGGAGAAAUUUUGAUCUCAUCUGACUCUGGGGCUGCUUUAGAUGCCUAUAGAACUGCACGCAGUCUUCUAAAGAAAGGGGGUGAAGAUAUUCCAAUAGAACUCCUCAAUAACAUUGGGGUUCUUCACUUUGAGAGGGGAGAGUUUGAGCUUGCAGAGCAAACGUUUAAGGAUGCUUUAGGUAGUGGUGUAUGGCUUUCAUUAAUCAAUGGAAAAGAAAACAAUUAUGUUACAGAUGCAGUCACAGCUUUGCUUCAGUACAAGGAUGUGCAGAUGUUUCGUCAUCUACAGGAAGAAGGCAAUUCUGUGGAACUACCAUGGAACAAAGUGUCAUCCAUCUUUAACCUGGCUCGGUUGUUUGAGGAGGUGCAUAAAACUCAAAGCGCGAUUUUGUUGUAUCGCUUGAUUUUGUACAAGUAUCCAGAGUAUGUAGAUGCUCUUCUCAGGCUUGCUGCCAUAGCCAAGGCUCGAAGCAACAUACAAUUGAGCAUUGAAUUGGUUGGUGAAGCUCUAAGGGUGAAUGAUAAGUGUCCCAGUGCUCUUGCCGUCCUUGGCUGCUUGGAGCUGAAGAAUGAUGAAUGGGUCAAGGCUAAAGAGACUUUUCGUGCUGCUAGUGAGGCUGCUGAUGGGAAAGAUUUUUAUGCUUCUGUUUGUUUGGGAAACUGGAACUACUUUGCUGCGCUUGUAAGUGAAUUGAAAAAACAGGUCAAGCAUAUUCCUGUUCAUUUGGAGAAAGCAAAGGAAAUUUAUUCAAAUGUCUUGAAGAAGUGCACUGCCAACCUUUAUGCUGCUAAUGGACUGGGAAUGAUUCUUGCAGAAAAAGGGCAAUUUGAUGUUUCUAAAGAAAUAUUUACACAGGUGCAAGAAGCUGGAAGUGGGACAAUCUUCUGUCAAAUGCCAGAUGUGUGGAUUAACUUGGCUCAUGUGUACUUUGCCCAAGGGAAUCAUACCUUAGCUUUAAAAAUGUAUCAGAAUUGCUUGCGAAAAUUUUUCUACAAUACAGAGAGUCAACUUCUUUUGUAUCUUGCUCGGACUUAUUAUGAAGCUGAGCAGUGGCAGGAUAGCAAGCGUGCACUACUGAGAGCUAUGCAUUUGUCUCCGUCAAAUUAUACACUUCGAUUCAAUAUUGGUGUUGUGAUGCAGAAAUUUUCAGCAUCCUUGCUGAAUAAGGAAAAGAGAUCUGCGGAUGAGAUGCGCACAACGGUUUCUGAGCUGGAGAUUGCUAUCAGUGUGUUUGGACAGCUUGCUAUGGCAUUUCAUGAGAACAUACAUGGAAUUGAUGAGAAGAAGAUCGAGACACAUGUUAGUUACUGCAAGCACUUACUGGAUGUUGCCAAAGUCUACAGAGAAGCUGCUGAACUCGAAGAGCAGCAAAGCCGGCAGAAAUUAGAGCUUGCUCGUCAGGUCACAUUAGCUGAGGAAGCUCGUCGUAAGGCUGAAGAACAACAAAGACUUCAGAUGGAAAAGAGAAAACAAGAGGAAGAGCUAAGACGAGUGAAGGAAAUGGAAGAGCGCUUCCAACGUGUCAAGGAGCAAUUAAAGAUUGGUCAACCCAAGCGGAAGGAAAGGGCUCAAAGUGAAGAUGAGGAUGGUGAGCACGGUGAUAAGAAGAGGAGGAAAGGGGGAAAGAAGAAGAGGAGAGACAAGAAGCAUCAUGAAACUGAGGAAGUUGAAGUUGACAGAGUUGAAUAUCAGGAAGAUUUUGACGAACGCAACAAUGAAUAUGAGGAUCCCACUAAUCAAUUCAAUGCAGCAUAUGAUGAUGGGGAAGAAAAUGUUCAAGAUCCUCUUGCUGCAGUUGGGCUUGAAGAUUCAGAUGCAGAAGACGAUAUGGUAGCACCUACGACUGCAAAUCGACGGAGGCAGGCAUGGGCGGAAUCUGACGAUGAUGAACCUGUAUAUAGGCCCGAGGACUCUAGCCCAUUAAGAGAGAACACUGCUCAUGAGCAGGAGGCUGGAGUUAUAAGGGAUGAUGUGAAUGAAGCAGAUGAUGGUGUUGAUUAAUAGCACAUCAAGAAAUUGUUCAGGAUCCAAUUAGGUAAUUCUAUGAGAUUGGAAUUGUUGAGGAUUUCCAAUCUUUUUUUUCGUGUACAUUUUUAUCAGACAGACUUUUCUCCGUAGGUAGUCGUUCUAGUCUUUUAUUUUUAAUAAAACUAUUUAGUUAGUUGGGGAGUAUUUUCUUCAGUUAUUAAAUAUGCUCACGAUAGUUACCGAGCCAAGAGAAUAUCUAUAUUUUAUAUUCAUUUUGGGAGACCA
Amaranthus tricolor (Joseph's coat) is the source of this 3698-nucleotide messenger RNA. RefSeq names its product protein CTR9 homolog. The transcript has 24 exons. Lineage: Eukaryota; Viridiplantae; Streptophyta; Magnoliopsida; Caryophyllales; Amaranthaceae. Gene Ontology annotation, molecular function: RNA polymerase II complex binding. Gene Ontology annotation, biological process: regulation of DNA-templated transcription. Gene Ontology annotation, cellular component: Cdc73/Paf1 complex. The record is from RefSeq and is a predicted model, not a curated record. The coding region runs from base 198 to 3446 and encodes 1082 amino acids.